Candidozyma haemuli is the source of this 1152-nucleotide messenger RNA. RefSeq lists its product as uncharacterized. NCBI's taxonomy places the organism in Eukaryota, Fungi, Ascomycota, Pichiomycetes, Serinales, Metschnikowiaceae. The record is from RefSeq and is a predicted model, not a curated record. The transcript has a single exon. Bases 1 to 1152 code for a protein of 383 amino acids.
AUGCCUAUUCCUUCAUUUGGCCUUACGCUUAGGGCCCUUUCGGUGCCUUUGGUGAUACUUAAAAUUGCCAUUCAGUAUUAUACGGUUGGUACAGUAUACACAAGGACUGACGCUGAGUUUGAAGGCUCGCUUUUCAAGAACAUCGCUUUGGCUUCCAUAGUGCAUCUCUCUCCAGGAGUUACCUCUUCUGACGUGGACCUUUUACCGAAAUUGAGCCUGAUUAUUGAGAAGUUUAGAGGUCUGUCAGUGGCCAAGGACCUUCCUCAUUAUGGAGAACCAGUGACGGAAGACCAGGAUUUGACUUGGGUGGUUAGACCUAAGCAGGCCAAGAAGGUGCUUUUAUACCUCCAUGGCGGUGGUUACACGAUGCCAUUGGCUACACAACAAUUCAUAGGUAUCAUUGCAGUGUGGUACGCAGUUGAUGCUGAAAAGCGUGAAGACUUGGCUGUAGCCGUUUUGGACUACUCCCUUUCUUCAAGAAAGAAGUACUACCCUACACAGAUCUUCGAGGCAGUGGCAGCAUACAGAAAGUUAAGUGACUUGGGGUACGAAGUGAUUCCUUUUGGAGACUCGGCUGGCGGCAAUUUGGCCCUUGCAUUGGCACGGUUUACUGCAUACCCUGAAGAAGCCAAGGCCCAGUUUUCACCGUACACUGAGUUUGAAUGGAACUUUCUGGGUCUUACUCCACCUCGUUUGCUAGUGCUUAUAGCGCCCUGGGUGCAAGUAACCAAUGGCUCCCAAGUCUACCCUGGUGCUAACCAUAAAGGAGAUCUCAUCAGGCCUAAAUUAAACACAAAAGGAGACUUAUACAUCACUGGGCUGGAUAAGCAGAAAGUUGCGCCGUUUGUGGAUUUCAACGAAACGUCAUUCGAAGACCACUGGGCAGCUAUUCCAGCAUUCACCACCCCCGAAGCAGUGCUUUACAUAUACGGCGAAAGAGAACAUCUUCGUGGUAGUCAAGAGAAGUUUGCCGAGGCAAACGGCAAGAAGUUUAACACGCUAAUGCAUCCUGGCGGGAUCCACGAUGCCAUGUUUGCAGCCGAAGUGCUUGGAAUGAGUUUUGCCCAAGGCCAGAAAGACAUCUUGGCUGGGAAGCAACGCAAGAAGUUCAACUUUGGCGCAGUUGCACAGUUUUUAGACAAACACUUAUAG